Molecule: messenger RNA, 843 nt
Organism: Pollicipes pollicipes
Lineage: Eukaryota; Metazoa; Arthropoda; Thecostraca; Pollicipedomorpha; Pollicipedidae
Product: zinc finger protein 710-like
Exons: 4
Coding region: 1-843 (280 amino acids)
Molecular function (GO): RNA polymerase II cis-regulatory region sequence-specific DNA binding; DNA-binding transcription factor activity, RNA polymerase II-specific
Source: RefSeq, a predicted model, not a curated record
AUGGUGCACAACCUGCGCUCCCACAUGGCCUCCAUGCACCGGCUGAGCGCCGACGAGGUCGCCGACAUGCUGGGCAGACCGCGCCGAUCCGCUGUCACCUGGAUACCGCGGACCAGCUGGAACCAGCCGCAGCAUCACCUUAAGAAGCACCAGGGCCUCACCACCUGUCUCAUCUGCGGCCUCACAUACAGCACAGUCCACAGUCUCCGCCGGCACAUGGAGAGCAUCCACAAAAUGGCGGCGGCCGACGUGCGUGUGUGCGUGCCCACCAGGCGCUAUAUUCACAGUGUUGUGCCGGAGGACAGCUAUACCAACCCGCACACCCUGCAGCGGCACUUGAAGAAGCACCAGGGCCUGACGACCUGUCCCGUUUGCAACAAGGUCUGCAGCAUGGUGCACAACCUGCGACAGCACAUGCGGACCGUGCACCGGAUGAGCCCUGAAGAGGUCCACGCGCGCAUUCCGACCAGGAAGCUGGCCUUGGACGCGGGCGCCGGGAGCCUGGGGGCCUGCCACGCGACCGCCGAGAACAUCAGUCCCUGGGGCGGAGGGCCCGUCCACGUCUGCACCGACUGCGGCCAGGCGUACACCAACCCGCAGUCGCUGCUCCAGCACCUGAAGAAGCACCAGGGCCUGACGACCUGCCCCGUAUGCUACAAAGUCUGCAGCAUGGUGCACAACCUGAGGCAGCACAUGCAGGCCGUGCACAGGAUGACUCCGGCCGAGGUCCGUGCUCGUAUCCCGACCCGGAAGUCGGCCCAGGGAGCCGUCACCGAGAACGUCGGCGAACAUCGCGCAGCCGCGGAGAACACCAACUCCUGGUUUGGAUAUGGAGAACGUUAG